AGCCAGCUCGAGAGCCUCGUGCGCGGCAGCUGAAGAGUUUCAGACAUGGUGGACGGACGGACGAGUGCGGUGGUUGUCGGGGCGUGUGGCGCCUUUUUCCUCGCAUACUGCAUUUAUUUUGAUAGAAAGCGACGGAGCGACCCUCGCUUCAAGGAAAAGCUACUUGAACGUAGAAGAAAGAAAAACGUUUCUAGUGAAGAGUCUGGAUUGGCAAGGCUGCCUGACUUGAAGGACCCGGAAGCUGUUCAGAAAUUCUUUUUGGAGGAAAUCCAGCUGGGAGAGGAGCUCCUUGCUCAAGAUGACUUUGAGAAUGGUGUGGACCACCUGACCAAUGCUAUUGCAGUCUGUGGUCAACCUCAGCAGCUUCUUCAGGUGCUCCAGCAGACGCUGCCGCCUCCAGUCUUCCAAAUGCUGCUCACCAAACUGCCCUCAAUCAGCCAGCGAAUCAUCAGCUCUCAGCCUUUAACGGAAGAUGACGUUGAAUGAAUGUGUGUGAGAUGGAAAUCUGAAAGAGAACUGUCAGCUGAAAGAAGAUGUCAACAAAUGAAUGUGUGAUUGUGGGUGAGAUGGAAAACCGCUAUCGCUCAGACUGUCUUGAUUAUUUCAGACACUGAUAUUAGUGCACUUGUCUGGUUGUGACUGCAGUGUGAGUGAUACGGGCAGAGCUCGACCUUUGGAUGUCAGGCGACAACGAUUCCUCUGUCGAGGCACUGUUUAAAAACCAAACUGUGGGAUAAACACAUUCCAUCUUUCUAAUCAUAUUCAUCCGUUUGUUCUAUUAAUAUUUCUCAAGUGUAAUGUUUUGCUUAAUUUGGAUUCAUACGUGUACUUAAUAUAAAGCAAUGUUAUGUAAAUUAUUUGUUGCAUAUUGCGGCUGACAUGAAGUGUGUUUAAGAGUGCCUAAACUAAGCAAAACAUUUGUUUGUGGAUUAUUGUUGAGUUCAAAAUAUUUGUUUCCACUGUCUGUAAUAUAUAUAUUUUUUUGUUCCGGUCUUAUUGCAUCUGGAAAUAUUGUGUAAAAUCCUGCAAUAAAACAUAAAAACACUGGA
Messenger RNA from Pseudoliparis swirei, 1049 nucleotides. It is a transcript of the gene tomm20a, whose product is annotated as translocase of outer mitochondrial membrane 20. The transcript is spliced from 6 exons. Gene Ontology annotation, molecular function: transmembrane protein transporter activity. The record is from RefSeq and is a predicted model, not a curated record. The coding region runs from base 46 to 486 and encodes 146 amino acids. Gene Ontology annotation, cellular component: mitochondrial outer membrane; mitochondrial outer membrane translocase complex. NCBI's taxonomy places the organism in Eukaryota, Metazoa, Chordata, Actinopteri, Perciformes, Liparidae. Gene Ontology annotation, biological process: protein import into mitochondrial matrix; tRNA import into mitochondrion; protein targeting.